UUCCUCUUUAAGGCGGAACCGGCCGUCGAUCUCGCGAGAUCCGGGUUGGCGCCGUGACCUCCAUGUGGGAGCUAGAGCUCUCUAUAAGUAAACACUCCGCGCGGCGCAGACAAGGCUUCUUCCUAUUUGUGAGGCGGUGGUUGCGGUAGUGGCGUACCCUGCGACUGGUUCCGGUUUCCUUUCCUUCUUGGCUCCGCUGGGCGGGCGUGAGGUCUAGCAGUCGCCGCCGCCAGUGGGGCCCAGCGUCUGGUCGGUUUCCUUCGUUUGUGCGCGCGCUCGCCCGCCACCCGCAGAGAGCCGGAGCCUCUGGGGAAGUCGCACGGGCCGGGCGGGGCGCGGCGUCCGAAGAGCGGGGGGAGACAAAGCCCGGCCAGCCCCCUUUCCCGGAGCCAAGAUGUGGAUCCAGGUUCGCACCAUCGACGGCUCCCAGACGCGCACCAUUGAGGACGUGUCUCGCAAAGCCACAAUUGAGGAGCUGCGCGAACGGGUGUGGGCGCUCUUCGACGUGCGGCCCGAGUGCCAGCGCCUGUUCUACCGGGGCAAGCAGUUGGAAAAUGGAUAUACUUUAUUUGACUAUGAUGUUGGACUGAAUGACAUAAUUCAGCUACUAGUUCGCCCAGACCCUGAUCUUCCUAGCACAUCUAAACAGACUGAUGUACAGGCCAAACCCUGUUCUAAUAGCCCACCUAAAGUAAAGAAAACCCCAAGGGUGGGACUUUCUGGUCAGCCGUCUACAUCAACUUGUGAUUUUCUUAUUGAUCCUGGCAUUGGGCUAUAUAAGGUAAAUGAAUUGGUGGAUGCCAGAGAUGUCGGCCUUGGUGCUUGGUUUGAAGCCCGUAUACGUAGUGUUACUAGAGCUUCUGAUGGACAUUCACGUGGCAAAACUCCACUGAAGAAUGGCAGUUCUUGUAAAAGGACUAAUGGAAAUGUAAAUCAUAAUUCCAAAGAGAACACAAAUAAAUUGGACAGUGUGCCCUCUACGUCUAAUUCAGACUCUGUUGCUGCUGAUGAAGACGUUAUUUAUCAUAUCGAGUAUGAUGAAUAUCCAGAAAGUGGUACUGUAGAAAUAAAUGUCAAGGAUCUUCGACCACGAGCUAGAACCAAUUUGAAAUGGAAUGAACUAAAUAUUGGUGAUGUGGUAAUGGUUAAUUACUCUGUAGAAAAUCCUAGUAACAGAGGAUUUUGGUUUGAUGCAGAAAUUACUGCACUGAAGACCAUCUCAAGAACCAAAAAAGAACUUCGUGUGAAUAUUAUCUUAGGGGGUUCUGAAGGAAAAUUAAAUGACUGCCAGAUAAGAUUCGUAAAUGAAAUCUUUAAGAUCGAGAAACCUGGAGCACAUCCCCUCUCACUGGCAGAUGGAAAGUUUUUAAGGAAAAAUGAUCCUGAGUGUGAUAUUUGUGGUGGAGAUCCAAGUAAGAAGUGCCGUUCUUGCUCCUGUCAUAUAUGUGGUGGGAAACAGGAACCCAACAUGCAGCUUCUAUGUGAUGAAUGUAACAUGGCCUAUCAUAUUUACUGCCUGAAUCCACCUUUGGAUAAGGUCCCUGAAGAGGAAUACUGGUAUUGUCCUUCCUGUAAAACUGAUUCCAGUGAAGUUGUAAAGGCUGGUGAAAGACUCAAGAUGAGUAAAAAGAAAGCAAAGAUGCCAUCAGCUAGUACUGAAAGCCGGAGAGACUGGGGCAGGGGGAUGGCCUGUGUUGGUCGCACUAGAGAAUGUACUAUUGUUCCUUCUAAUCAUUAUGGACCUAUUCCUGGGAUUCCUGUUGGAUCAACAUGGAGAUUUAGAGUUCAGGUGAGCGAAGCGGGUGUCCAUAGGCCCCAUGUUGGUGGAAUUCAUGGUCGAAGUAAUGAUGGGGCUUAUUCUCUUGUCCUUGCUGGUGGAUUUGCGGAUGAAGUAGACCGAGGUGAUGAAUUCACAUACACUGGGAGUGGUGGUAAAAAUCUUGCUGGUAAUAAAAGAAUUGGUGCACCAUCAGCUGAUCAAACAUUAACAAACAUGAACAGGGCAUUGGCCCUAAACUGUGAUGCUCCAUUGGAUGAUAAAAUUGGAGCAGAGUCUCGGAAUUGGAGAGCUGGUAAGCCAGUCAGAGUGAUACGCAGUUUUAAAGGGAGGAAGAUCAGCAAAUAUGCUCCUGAAGAAGGCAACAGAUAUGAUGGCAUUUAUAAGGUGGUGAAAUACUGGCCAGAGAUUUCAUCAAGCCAUGGAUUCUUGGUUUGGCGCUACCUUUUAAGAAGAGAUGAUGUUGAACCUGCUCCUUGGACCUCAGAAGGAAUAGAACGGUCAAGGAGACUAUGUCUACGUUUACAGUAUCCAGUAGGUUACCCUUCAGAUAAGGAGGGGAAGAAGACUAAAGGACAGUCAAAGAAGCAGGCUAGUGGAGCUUCAAAAAGGCCAACUACAGAUGAUGAUUGUCCAAGUGCCUCCAAAGUGUUAAAAACAUCAGAUUCAGCAGAAGCAGUUGAGGCUUUCCAACUAACCCCUCAACAACAACAUCUAAUCAGAGAAGAUCACCAAAACCAGAAGCUAUGGGAUGAAGUGCUUGCAUCUCUUGUGGAAGGUCCAAAUUUUCUGAAAAAAUUGGAACAAUCUUUUAUGUGUGUCUGCUGCCAGGAGCUAGUUUACCAGCCUGUGACAACAGAUUGCCUCCAUAAUGUCUGUAAAGAUUGCUUACAGCGCUCCUUUAAGGCUCAAGUUUUCUCCUGCCCUGCUUGCCGGCAUGAUCUUGGCCAGAAUUAUCUCAUGAUUCCCAAUGAGAUUCUGCAGACUCUACUUGACCUUUUCUUCCCUGGCUACAGCAAAGGACGAUGAUUUGUCUACUACUGUGUUGCUCUUGGUGGCUUUUUGGACAAUAAAGAAUCUAAAAUGGUUGGGGGGAGGGGGCGGGGAGGGUGGAAGCGCUAUGGUGGACCAUAUCUCUCACGUUCUGAAGCAGCUAAUCCUCUUUCCUACAUAGCCAUUAUCUUGUGUGUGUAGUGAGAGGCCCAUUUCUCAACUGUCUUUUAAAUAUCAAAAGGUAGUUCCUGUCAGUAACAACUAGUUUUAAAUCAGUAAAAAGUCAAAGCCUCAGCUCUAGUUGAUAUCCAAGUUAUGAUUUAUUUUGCAACUACCUCAGGACAGAAAAGACGUAUGGGGAUUUUUUAAAUCAUUGAGUAAUUAAAUGAAGUUUUAGCUACGCACUGCCUCCCAAAUAUUAGUUGUGCCUGGUUCAUGUAAUUUGAUUUUACAGAAAAGGAAAUGACACUCGAGAUCUUUGGAACGCAGCUUCUGUAUUGUGCAUAAUACAUUUUUAAUGUCUUCUUCCAUUACAAUGUGUUUUGCAAGGACAAGUUCAUUUUUUAGCCCAUUUUGUGAGCUCCAUUGUGCUUUUUUUCUGGUGUUUUAUGCAAGUUGACUACUAAUGACUAAUGAGAACAAUAUGAAUGCAUUGUUGCUGCAUUAGUGUAAUGUGGUGUGGUUUUGCACUUAAAAGAGGUAUUCAGAUGCUCUAGUUGUAAAUGUUCAUGAAAAGCCUCUUCUGUACUAGUCAAACUGCUUUUAGUGAGUCUCACCAGUGGUUUUACAUCUGCAGAGCAUUGAGGGCUGGGCUUGACUUUUGAGAGGACUGAAAUUGCUUCAUAUUGUGAUCCUAAAUUUUAUAUUCACUAUAUUCCCUAAAGUAUACAUUAAUAAAUAUUUUAUGACCAGAAAAAUAGCUCAUCUUACUUCACUUUUCUACAUUUGUCUGGCUUGUAAGUAUGUAUUUUUAAGAAGUAAUCACUUCCAGAAGUAAUCACUUCCAGAGUAUUUCAUUGUGCAUUUUAAAAUAGACAUUUUGUACAAUUCUCUAUUCUUGAUUUUUGGUAAUAAGAACUAGUAUGAACUAAGGACAGGUUUCACCUUAUGUUUGAUUUUUCUUUUUUAAUUUUACUAAAUUAGAAAAAUUUUCUAUAAUAACUUGUCUUAUGUUCAAUUUUAGCAUCAGUGCUACUUCUUAUUUCACAGACAUGAGAAUAUGCUAAAACAUUGUUCUGGUCUCUGAAAGUAUAUUGUUUUCAUCAGAGUAAAGUUUUAAUAUGAUUGAAUCAGUUUUUCUAUUCCUGAAUUCAGAGCCAUAUAUAAUGCCAAUAUUUAUUGAGUAUAUGUGUGUUUAUUUAAUCCUUCUGACAACCUUAGAGGCAGUCCUGUUAUCCCCAUCUUAUGGAUGAACCUCAGAGGUACAGAAAGGUUAAGAAACUUGCCAAAGUUCAGGGGCUUCUGGGUGGCUCAGUCAGUUAAACGUCUGACUUCAGCUCAGGUCAUGAUCUCACAGUUGGUGGGUUCAAGCCCCACGUUGGGCUCUGUGCUGACAGCUCGGAUCCCAAAGCCUACUUCUGAUCCUGUGUCUCCCUUUCUCUCUGCCAUUCCCCUGUUCACUCUCUGUCUGUCUCUCUCUCUCUGUCUCUCUCUGUCUCUCUCUUUCUCUCUCUCUCUCAAAAAUAAAUAAACAUUUAAAAAAAAAAAAAAGGGGGAACUUGCCAAAGUUCAUACCUCAGGGAAGUGGCACAGCUGUGCUAAAAACAGGCAAUGUAAGCCCAGGUGCUGGCAGUCUUUACUGUUGGGCUAUAAAGGAUCUCACAUCAAAAUCAAGUUCUGGGGAACACUUACAGCAUAGUGAUUGGAAUGGUUGUCACUUUGGGCUUGUUUUUAACAGACAUUGGAAUCAUUUUUAUUUUGAAGGAUCUAAUUAAAUAGAACCUUUUUAGAUUGAAAUGAAUCAUUAAAUUGCAUCAUCUAAUGUAUUCCCUUUGGCACUGGCCAUCUCUCUGCAUGAAGGGUGGGGAACAUCUCCCAGUUUCAGCUACGUGAACUGGAUUGUUCUGCUUUUAUUGGCAAAAUAAAUGAUUUCAAUAGUUAGGCUAUAUUUUGUCUUUUUUUUUAAUUUUAAUUUUCAUUUUUAACGUUUAUUCACUUCUGAGAGACAGAGCAUGAGUGGGGAAGGGGCAGAAAGAGAGAGAGACACAGAGUCUGAAGCAGGCCCCAGGCUCUGAACUGUCAGCACAGAGCCCGACGCGGGGCUUGAACUCAUGAACUGCGAGAUCAUGACCUGAGCCUAAGUCAGACACUCAACUGACUGAGCCACCCAGGCACCCCUACGCUAUGUUUUGUCUUAACUUUGCUAUAACAUUAUAGACUAGGAAAGAAAGCUGAUUCCAGCUUAACAUGUUCAGGAGUCCAGGACGGCCCCAAACUAAGCAAUUUUAUUUUGCUUUUAAACUUUUUUAAAAGACUUCGUUUGUUUUUACAUAAAUAUUUCAGUUUACUCUAAAAGAUACAGGAAAUAACCACAAUACCAUUGCCAUACAUGUAAAGAAAAAAAACGUUAUUAUCAAAUAUCUAGUAAAUAUUCAAAAUUCCAUUGUCUCAAAUGUCAUAUAUAGAUAUUUUAGGUUAGUUUGUUUGCAUCAGGAUCCAAAUGAGGACCUUACAUUGUUGUUAAUUGCUAUCACUUAAGUAUCUUUUAGUCUGUAUAUAUCCCCUCUAUCAAUUUUCCUUUACUUUUUGUGAUUUGUAUGUUUAAAUUAUUCUAGAGUCUGACAGAGUAAGAUAUUGCUGACAAUAACCAUGUGGUAUGGUUUAACCUGUUUCUCUUUUAUGUAAAUUGGUAGUUAGAAUUCAAGCAUGACCAGAUUUAGGUGUGAGGGGUUUUUUUGGCAAGAUUUCUUCAUAGGUGAUAUGGUUAUCCCUUCAGAUACUACAUAGUAUCUGGUUGUCUCAGGCUUAAAUUUGAAAGAGGAGCUUUUCACUGGAUUCUGGUACAUGUAGUAGGUUACAGUGAUUACUAUUAAGUACUCAGCCACUUUCAUAUGGGUAGAGUUUUUUUUCUUAAAUUUUCUUAGAUUAAGAAGGGCCUCUAGUUAUAGACUCAUUUCUAAAUAAUAUGGCUCACUCAACAAAUACAUGCAUCCAGGUAUGUUUAAGAAUGUUAGGUAAGGGCAUCUGGGUGGCUUAGUUAAGUGCUGAUCAGACUCUUAAUUGCAGCUCAGGUCAUGAUCUCAGUUUGUGAGAUUGAGCGCCAUGUUGGGCUCUAUGCAGACAACUCAGAGCCAUCAUGGGAUUCUCUCUCUCUCUCUCCCUCUCUUUCUCUGCCCUUCCCCUUCGCAAGCCCUCUCUCAAAAUAAACAAACAUUAAAAAAAAAAAAAAAAAGGGCACCUGGGUGGCUCAGUUAAGCAUCCGACUCUUGACUUUGGCUCAGGUCACGAUCUCGGUUUGCAAGUUGGAGCCCCACUUCAGGUUCUGUGCCAACAGCACAGAUCCUGCUUGGGAUUCUUUCUGUCCCUCCCCCAGUCACAUGCUCUCUUUCUCUCAAAUGAAAUAAACAUUGAAAAACAAAAUGAAACAAAAUAAUAUUAAGUAAGCUUUGGGGAGGUAGCAAUCUAAAACACCGUAAGCUCUCUCACAAACUUGUUAGGACAGUUUGGCUAACAGAAAAGGGCCCUGCCUGUAACUUAAAAGCUUUGGAUUUUAGUGUAGAGUCUACAUACAAAUUGGAUAGAGAUCUGUUCUGACUUGUCCACUGUGUGGCAUUUCUAUUUUUGCUUAUUAGGGAUCAAACCUUUCCCUAUUCUUCAGAGCACCCUGAAAAGAUAGAGCUCAUGACUACCUGAUUUGAGGGAACUGAGCUUGAUGGUCUACUCAUCACCAGCUUACGCUGGGAAGAGUGUUUUGUGCUUAACUGUUGUAUGCUGGCUGAUCCCCAUAUCAGACCUUUAAAUCCUUGAAGGAACUAAUUAUUUAGUAACCUGG
This is a messenger RNA of Panthera uncia (snow leopard), 6761 nucleotides long. RefSeq names its product ubiquitin like with PHD and ring finger domains 2 (gene UHRF2). Lineage: Eukaryota; Metazoa; Chordata; Mammalia; Carnivora; Felidae. The record is from RefSeq and is a predicted model, not a curated record. Gene Ontology annotation, biological process: negative regulation of gene expression via chromosomal CpG island methylation; protein ubiquitination. The coding region runs from base 395 to 2806 and encodes 803 amino acids. Gene Ontology annotation, molecular function: protein binding; ubiquitin protein ligase activity. The transcript is spliced from 16 exons.